AUGAUAAUAAAUAUUUAUCUUAUAUUUAAUUUAUUAUAUAAAAUCAUAAAAUAAAAAAUUGAUUUCACAAAUACAUCGAUUGUGUAUUAAUAUGAAAUACCUUCAACAGUUGAUUCAAGAAAUGAAAUGACAUAUUGUGGUGUGUAUGCUCAAAUUGAUUAAGUAAUGAAUGUCGGUGUUGUAUCAAUUCCUCAUAUAAGAUCUAAGUAAUCAUACAGAUUUACACAAAUUACUCAGAUACAUCAACAGGUAAAUGUAAUUUAAAUAUUCUUAGCUUAUUGGAGUAUAAGAGAAUUCAUACUAAAAGUAAAUGGAUUUCCUAACCUGAAAAAUUUAAAUGACUUAAAGUUUUCCAAUAAUAAGAUACCUCCUUGGAAAAUAAUAUUCAAAAAUGCACCAAUAUUGUAAUGUGGUUCUAAUCCAUUUAUUGGAGGAUCAAAUGCAUUAGAUAAAGUUCCUAUUUGUUGA
This is a messenger RNA of Paramecium pentaurelia, 468 nucleotides long. The record is from the annotation of a GenBank genome assembly. Lineage: Eukaryota; Ciliophora; Oligohymenophorea; Peniculida; Parameciidae.